Zychaea mexicana is the source of this 753-nucleotide messenger RNA. RefSeq lists its product as uncharacterized. Gene Ontology annotation, biological process: snRNA 3'-end processing. NCBI's taxonomy places the organism in Eukaryota, Fungi, Mucoromycota, Mucoromycetes, Mucorales, Lichtheimiaceae. The record is from RefSeq and is a predicted model, not a curated record. Bases 1 to 753 code for a protein of 250 amino acids. Gene Ontology annotation, cellular component: integrator complex. The transcript is spliced from 6 exons.
AUGUCGACCUCACGGGAACAAUCGGAAGGACACAGAACGCUACUCGAGAUUGAAUCACGGUUCAACGCGAAACCGCACGGUGUCGUUAUUGCCAUCCAGGGCCUACAGAUCCAAGCUUUAGCCAUGUUUACAGAUUUAUUCAAUCAAUUUCCUUAUCCUGUCGUUAUUAAUGCUGCCAUUUUAAAACUUGCUGAUUGGUUUCGAGCAAGCAACAACGUGAUCAAGUUUUAUAUAUACAAAGUGUUCAAGCUAGCCGAUCAGCAUUUGAUCAAGGUGUUCACUAUAGAGGAGGCUAUGCGACGUGUCUUGACUGUUUUAAACAGUAACGAUCCAGUUUCUCGAUCACUUGCUUUACGGGUAUUGGGUUGCAUGUCAGUUAUUAUUGCAGACAAGGUCGACGUUCAACAUGCUGUUUUACAACGUUUGGAAGAAACAUCAGAUCGAGCAGAAGCUGAAGCAGCUAUUUGGGCUGCCGAUAGAUUCUGUGCACAAUCAGCCCAGUUUUCGCCAACUGUGUUUUCCACUAUUGAAACAAAGCUUAGAGAUUUAGAAACCAACAUCAAUAUCAAGCUUCGCCUUGUGCAAUUGUUUCGGCAUAUGCAUCACAAUAUCGCAGUAGCACGACAGGCAAAAAGUGUAUGCGUCAAUCUGGUAGAACAUAAGGAAACGGACCAGCGGUUAGUAAUGGUGGCCUUACGGACGCUCAGUUUGUUGCUAAGUCAAGCUUUACUAGAUCGAAAGGAGCAGGUAUGA